Molecule: messenger RNA, 1201 nt
Organism: Dentiscutata heterogama
Lineage: Eukaryota; Fungi; Glomeromycota; Glomeromycetes; Diversisporales; Gigasporaceae
Source: the annotation of a GenBank genome assembly
AUGGAUGAGAUGCAUAAGAAAAGCGUUUGUGAUGAAAUAAGGCGACGCAAUAAGGAGAAGAAAAUUCAGCGUGAGACAGAUACACAAGAUGUCGCAUCUGACCCCGCAUGUACAGCAGAUACAUUUGCCAUUGUUAACAACUUGGUUGAGUCGGAAAGUCAAAACAUUGAUAAAAUUAAUAGUUGCACCUCCUCAGAGUCAUCUCGCGAAAUAAAGGUCGUUGCAAAUACUUCACAAGACUAUGCUCAGAAAUGUAUUGCGAAUUCCGUUGUAGAUUCGAAAGUACCACAUGAUAUAAAAACCGUUAACGAUCAAGAUAAAUCAGCGGUAGAACCGAAUAUAGUAACCGAAUUCGUACAAGGUUUGUUGGAAGAGUUACUCUCAUCUGACAGUCGACUUCUGGAAUCUAUUAAGUUUUCUCCCCCCAGAACCCUAAUUCCCGGAUCAUUAAGUAUUAAGAAACUUGCUAAUUUAUUCUGCCAAUCGAUUGUUACAAGAAAAAAAUCGAUUAUAGCAAAGCGAGAAGAGAUUUCAUCUUGGGAUGUUACAGAUGGAUAUUUACGUGUAAUGACCUGUAAAGCAAGAAAAAUCAAUAAGUUAUUUGGGUAUGAAUAUGAUCCUGUAACUCUGAAAAAAAAUAAAGGUAUAGGAUGGAAUAUGGUUCAGCGGGUCACUUGUAGUGCUGACAGAAUUUCAAGACUAACUAAUCCUCAAAUCGAAUACAUCAUAAAGCAGGUCAAAUCGAAGACAAUCACUAGUCAUGUGAACAAAAUCUUUGAAACCGUGGUAAAGUCAUCAAAUGUAGUAACUCCAGCUAAGGCAAAUGACCACAAUGAUGACGACUCCGAUUCAGGUAAUGUUGACUCCGGCUCUAACUCAGAUUCCGAUGAAUCAAUAGACUCGAACCACCCCCAUGACAUUCUCUUGCGUGAAGAAAUUGCUCGAUUAGAGCGAAUCUCUAAUUAUCCAGGUAAUUCAGCACCCACGCCUCAAAUGACCCCAGUUAAGGUAGAUAACUACAAUGAUGUAUACUUUGAAGAAGAGGAUUUAAAGGAGGAAGAAGUAGAAUCGAACGAAGUUAAGUCGGAUGAUGAAAAUAAUUCUGAAGAAGAGAUAGAUGAAUCGGAUAACGAUGGAUAUAGUGGAUGCGGUGGAUAUAAUGAAUAUGGUGAAUCUGAUAGAGGUUAUUAUUAUGAUUUAA